AUGCCUGACCAUGCCGACGUCAGCCUCCCUCCGGAGGAGCGAGUCCGGAGGCUGAUCCAGGCGGGAAGCGCCGUGGAGGUGAAUGAGGACAUCCCCCCCCGGCGCUACUUCCGCUCCGGUGUGGAGAUGCUGCGCAUGGCGACCGUCUACACCGAGGAGGGCAACCCCGAGCACGCCUUCAUCCUCUACAACAAAUACAUCACGCUCUUCAUAGAGAAGCUGCCCCAGCACCGUGACUACAAAGCUGCUGUCAUUCCUGAGAAGAGAGAGACAGUCAAAAAGCUGAAGGAAGUAGCUUUCCCCAGAGCUGAAGAGCUCAAGGAGGAGCUGUUAAAGAGGUACGCCAAGGACUAUGCUAAGUACAAGGAGCAGAAGAAGGAGAAGGAGCUGGAGUUUGCACGCAGCUUGGCUUUGCAGCAGCAGCUGGAGGAGGAGAGGAGCCGAGUGGCCCUGAUGAAGCAGCAGCAGGCAGAGCAAGAGCAGUUUCAGGCCUUUGAGGAGAUGAUUCGACGCCAGGAGCUGGAGAAGGAACGUCUGAGGAUAGUGCAGGAGUUUGGAAAGCCAGAGCCAAGGCCUGAGACUCUGGAUGGACCUCUCAUCCCGGGCGUGGAGAGGCCUCCCACUGAUCUAAUCCCAAUGGUUCCUGCCUCUCCAGUUUCCCCUGCCAGUCCCUCAGCAGGAACUGUCUCCUGCAGGCGUCCUGUUGUGGACAGAUCUUUGAAACCGAGCACCCUGGGGAGCACAGACAACAGUCAGUACCUCCCACUCUUGGAUGUCCUUCGCCAGGUCAUCGUGCCCAGGGAGCUGUGCCAGAAGUUCCUGCAGCUGGCUGAUGCCAACACCAUCAGGGGUGUGGAGACCUGUGGGAUCCUCUGCGGUAAGCUGAUGAGGAAUGAGUUCACCAUCACCCACGUCAUCGUCCCCAAGCAGCACGCGGGCCCUGACUACUGCGACACCGAGAACGAGGAGGAGCUCUUCCUCAUCCAGGACCAGCACAGCCUCGUGACACUGGGCUGGAUCCAUACCCACCCCACACAGACAGCUUUCCUCUCCAGCGUGGACCUGCACACACACUGCUCCUACCAGAUGAUGUUGCCUGAGUCCAUUGCUAUUGUGUGCUCUCCCAAGUACCAGGAGACAGGGUUCUUCAGGCUGACGGAGCAUGGCCUGCAGGAGAUCUCCUCCUGUCGGCAGAAAGGAUUCCACCCCCACCCCAAAGACCCUCCUCUCUUCACAACCUGCAACCAUGUAUCAGUGGUCGAGAGAGAUGUGGUCCUGAUGGAUCUCCGAUAGGUCUCUUGCCUUAAGCACUGACAGAGGACCCCUCCCCCCCUUCCUUCUAGGCCUAGGGAAUUUGGGGUUUGCCCUCCUGUAGCAGGUGAUUUCUGCUCUGUAGUGCCCCUGCCCCUUCCCCCCCAGGAGCCAUGGGGAGAUCACUUCCCUGACCUCACUGGGAGCACCUGGAAACCUCAGUGCCUGGCAUGGGGCUGGCAAAGUGGGGCUGAGGUUCAGGG
This is a messenger RNA of Indicator indicator, 1514 nucleotides long. RefSeq names its product STAM binding protein (gene STAMBP). Gene Ontology annotation, biological process: protein K63-linked deubiquitination. Gene Ontology annotation, molecular function: protein binding; K63-linked deubiquitinase activity; metal-dependent deubiquitinase activity. Gene Ontology annotation, cellular component: endosome; cleavage furrow. Lineage: Eukaryota; Metazoa; Chordata; Aves; Piciformes; Indicatoridae. Bases 1 to 1293 code for a protein of 430 amino acids. The record is from RefSeq and is a predicted model, not a curated record. The transcript has 9 exons.